GUAGCUGGUCGCAAAGUGAUUGCAUGUAACUUGUGACGCCAACGUGUUGAAGUACAGAAAUGCUUUGAAAAUAGACUGUGUAAUUUGACAGUGUUCAUCAACUAACGCGGGAGAUUGGUGUAUCCUACCUGCUGUGUUGGGUGUCGAAUAAGCCAACAUCAUGGUGAAGGAACAAUUUAGGGAGACGGAUGUGGCGAAGAAAAUAAGCCACAUCUGUUUUGGGAUGAAAUCCGCAGAGCAGAUGCGGCAACAGGCGCACAUCCAGGUGGUCAGCAAAAACUUGUACAGUCAGGACACCAGUCACACGCCACUCUCUUAUGGAGUCCUGGACCACCGCAUGGGAACCAGUGAGAAGGAUCGGCCAUGUGAAACUUGUGGAAAGAACUUGGCGGACUGUCUUGGUCACUAUGGAUACCUGGACUUGGAGCUGCCCUGCUUCCACGUGGGCUACUUCAAAGCAAUCAUAGGAGUUUUGCAGAUGAUCUGCAAGACGUGCUCACACAUUAUGCUGUCCAAGGAGGAGAAGCUUCAGUUCAUGGAUACCCUGCGCCGGCCCGGUCUGGUCUACCUGCAAAAACGUGGCCUCAAGAAGAAGAUCUCAGACAAGUGCAGGAAGAGGACCGUCUGCCUCAACUGCAAUGCCUUCAAUGGGUCCGUGAAGAAAUGUGGCCUGCUGAAGAUCAUUCAUGAGAAGUACAAGACCAACAAGAAGGUGGUGGACCCCAUCGUGUCGGACUUCCUCAACUCCUUCGACAUCGCCAUCGAGCACAACAAGGAAGUAGAGGCCUUGCUGACAAGAGCUCAAGAGAACCUGAACCCGCUGGUGGUUAUGAACAUGUUCCGGCGUAUUCCGGCGGAGGACGUUCCACUGCUGCUGAUGAACCCGGAGUCGGGCAAGCCGGCGGACCUGAUCCUGACCCGGCUGCUGGUGCCGCCGCUCUGCAUACGGCCCUCCGUCGUCAGCGACCUCAAAUCCGGCACCAAUGAGGACGACCUGACCAUGAAGCUCACCGAGAUCAUCUUCCUCAACGACGUCAUCAAGAAGCAUCGCAUGUCGGGGGCGAAGACCCAGAUGAUAAUGGAGGACUGGGACUUCCUGCAGUUGCAGUGCGCCCUCUACAUCAACAGCGAGCUCUCCGGCAUCCCGCUCAACAUGGCGCCCAAGAAGUGGACCAGGGGCUUCGUACAGAGGCUCAAGGGCAAACAAGGGCGUUUCCGUGGAAACCUGUCGGGAAAGCGUGUGGACUUCUCAGGCAGGACGGUCAUCUCGCCCGACCCAAACCUGAGGAUUGACGAGGUGGCCGUGCCCAUUCACGUGGCCAAGAUUCUCACCUACCCUGAGAAGGUGAACAAGGCCAACAUUGAGCUGAUGAGGAAGCUGGUGAAGAACGGUCCGGAGGUGCACCCAGGAGCCAACUUCAUACAGCAGAGAUUCAACCAGAUGAAGAGGUUCCUGAGGUAUGGAAACCGUGAAAAGAUGGCCCAGGAGCUGAAAUUUGGGGACGUGGUGGAGCGUCACAUGAUCGACGGUGACAUCGUCCUCUUCAACCGACAGCCCUCCCUGCACAAGCUCAGCAUCAUGGCUCACAUUGCGCGAGUUAAGCCCCACCGGACAUUCCGCUUCAACGAGUGCGUGUGCACGCCCUACAAUGCCGACUUUGACGGGGACGAGAUGAACUUGCAUCUGCCCCAGACGGAAGAGGCCAAGGCAGAGGCUCUCGUACUCAUGGGGACCAAAGCCAACUUGGUGACCCCGCGUAAUGGGGAGCCGUUGAUUGCGGCCAUUCAGGACUUCCUCACAGGAGCCUACCUGCUGACCCUGAAGGACACCUUCUUUGAUCGCUCCAAAGCCUGCCAGAUUGUGGCCUCCAUCCUCGUGGGAAAAGAUGAGAAGAUCAAAAUCACUCUACCACGCCCCGCCAUCAUGAAGCCCAUGACCUUGUGGACGGGUAAGCAGAUCUUCAGCCUCAUCCUGAAGCCUGGCAACGCCUCCCAAGUGAAGGCCAACCUGCGCACCAAAGGCAAGCAGUACUGCGGCAAGGGAGAGGACCUCUGCUCCAAUGACUCAUUCGUGGUGAUCCAGAAUAGUGAGUUGAUGUGCGGGAGCAUGGACAAGGGCACGCUGGGCUCGGGCUCCAAAAACAACAUCUUCUACAUCCUGCUGAGGGACUGGGGACAGAUGGAGGCUGCCAACGCCAUGUCCCGCCUGGCUCGCCUUGCACCCGUCUACCUGUCCAACAGGGGUUUCUCCAUUGGCAUCGGAGACGUGACUCCGGGCCAGGGUCUGCUGAAGGCCAAGCAGGACCUUCUGGACGCCGGCUACAAGAAGUGUGAUGAGUACAUUGAGGCCCUCAACACCGGCAAGCUGCAACCACAGCCUGGCUGCACCCCGGAGGAAACACUAGAGGCCCUGAUUCUGAAGGAGCUGUCUGUCAUUCGAGAUCAUGCUGGUAGUGCCUGCCUCAGGGAGCUGGACAAAAGCAACAGCCCUCUCGUCAUGGCACUGUGUGGAUCUAAAGGGUCCUUCAUCAACAUCUCUCAGAUGAUUGCUUGUGUAGGCCAGCAGGCCAUCAGUGGAUCACGUGUACCCGAUGGCUUUGAGAACCGAUCGUUGCCCCACUUCGAUAAGCACUCCAAGCUUCCUGCCGCUAAGGGUUUUGUGGCUGACAGCUUCUACUCAGGUUUGACUCCCACUGAGUUCUUCUUCCACACCAUGGCUGGCAGAGAGGGUCUGGUGGACACUGCUGUCAAGACCGCCGAGACUGGAUACAUGCAGAGACGUCUGGUCAAGUCUUUGGAAGACCUGUGUUCCCAGUACGACCUGACGGUGCGCAGCUCCACAGGUGACAUCAUCCAGUUCAUCUACGGCGGAGAUGGGCUCGACCCGGCAGCCAUGGAGGGCAAAGACGAGCCGCUCGAGUUCAAGAGGGUCCUCGACAACAUCAGGGCGGUGUACACGUGUCCAGAUGAGCCUGCACUGAGUAGGAAUGAGCUGGUGUUGACUGCGGAGUCCAUCAUGAAGAAGGCUGACUUCCUCUGCUGCAGGGACACCUUCCUAGACGAAUUAACUGAUACCGGAUGUGAUAAGUACCUGGAGGAAAUAAAGAAGUUCAUCAAAUCGGUGUCUGAGAAGAUCAAGAAGACUCGUGACAAAUACGGCAUAAACGACAACGGCACAACUGAGCCAAAAGUUCUCUACCAGCUUGACCGGAUCACUCCAACCCAGCUGGAGAAGUUUCUUGAGACGUGCAGAGACAAAUACAUGAGGGCGCAGAUGGAGCCGGGUUCUGCGGUGGGGGCCCUGUGUGCCCAGAGCAUUGGGGAGCCCGGCACCCAGAUGACCCUGAAGACCUUUCACUUCGCUGGGGUCGCCUCCAUGAACAUCACCCUUGGUGUGCCUCGCAUCAAGGAGAUCAUCAACGCCUCCAAGAACAUCAGCACACCCAUCAUCACCGCUCACCUAGACGUUGAGGACGAUGCAGACUUUGCUCGCCUCGUCAAGGGCCGCAUCGAGAAGACACUGCUGGGAGAGAUCUCAGAGUACAUCGAGGAGGUGUUUCUGCCAGACGACUGCUUCAUCCUGGUCAAGCUCUCGCUGGAGAGGAUUCGUCUGCUGCGCCUGGAGGUGAAUGCGGAGACGGUGCGCUACUCCAUCUGCAUGUCCAAGCUGCGAGUGAAGCCGGGUGACAUCGCGGUGCACGGGGAGGCGGUGGUGUGUGUCUCUCCACGCGAGAACAGCAAGAGCUCCAUGUACUAUGUACUGCAGUCCCUCAAGGAGGACCUACCCAAGGUGGUGGUGCAGGGCAUCCCGGAGGUGGCGCGUGCCGUGAUCCACAUCGACGAGCAGCAGAGCAAGCAGAAGUUCAAGCUGCUGGUGGAGGGAGACAACCUGCGCAGCGUCAUGGCAACGCACGGCGUCAACGGCAGCCGCACCACCUCCAACAACACCUACGAGGUUGAGAAGACACUGGGUAUCGAGGCGGCCCGCACCACCAUCAUCAACGAGAUCCAGUACACCAUGAUCAAUCACGGCAUGAGCAUUGACCGGCGACACGUCAUGCUGUUAGCAGACCUCAUGUCCUACAAGGGUGAGAUCUUGGGCAUAACCCGCUUCGGCCUGGCCAAGAUGAAGGAGAGCGUGUUGAUGUUGGCCUCUUUUGAGAAGACGGCCGACCACCUGUUUGAUGCCGCAUACUUUGGACAAUCCGACUCCGUCUGUGGUGUGUCUGAAUGUAUCAUAAUGGGCAUCCCCAUGAACAUUGGCACCGGCCUCUUCAAGCUUUUGCAUCGGGCCGACAAGGACCCCAAACCGCCCCGACGCCCCCUCCUCUUCGACAACCCCGACUUCCACACCCCCUUCCACAAGUAGAAAGAACCACCUCAAACUAUUUUCCAACCCACACCACCCCAGGGACACAAACACACACACACACACACACACACACACACACACACACACACACACACACACACACACCUGCUUUUACAUGUAGAAAGAACCACAUUAACCUGUUCUCCACCCCAUCCUUGCACAUUCACAAACGCACACCCUUUCACAGAGAAAAACACCACAAUAUACUCCUCAUCUCACACCCCUUUCCAGAAACGGCUUAACUCUACCCUUGGUCAGGUCCUCACAUGUACUGUUUUCAGGCAGACUAGAACGAUGGUGGCAGUGCCCGUUCCCACACCAGUUGCGCUCUGAACUAAAGUGCUUAUCUGCAAACCACCCGCGUUCAUGUCGGGCACUGAACUUUUCCGUUGAUGAAGCUACCACAUUCACUACCACCCCACCGUGCACUUUCCCACAUCCAGAGCACCCUCAACAGAUAUGGAGAACCACUGCAUUGGGGCACUGUCCUCAAUCUUCCCACCACCUACACCUACAGAACCUGACACUCCAGCCUUCCACAUACACACACCUACACCUUCUUCCACACACAAUCACCCCCUGCCCUCUCCACACGCAUGGAGUCAUCCACAUGGCAAAGGUCCACAGCCUUAUAUCACUCACCAUGAGUUCCGUAUCCCUGCUCUCAUCGAAACCUUGAAAACCACCAUAUGGAGUUAAAGAUCCACUGGUACCAAAGUUCCACCAGGCAGCACCCCCAGGUCAAUGACGUUUCAGUUGUAGCACACGUCAGGGUGCUGCAACCACAGUCAAUGCCCCUAGUGUAUGGACUCAUUUUUUUGUUUUUUAGUGGAUUAUCUAAAAAGCAUCUUCAUUGUAGUACAUGAAUUGCCAAUUACUACUUAAUUUAUAGGCGAUUAGCUGUGGUUGUACCACCUGACCUCAUUGACCCACCCCUCAUCAGCCAGCCAGCCUCGUUUUCCUUUUCCUCACCUAAAGCACCAGCACCAUGGUGGACAGGUUGGGUGAUGACAAUCCGCCAUCUGGCAAUUUCCCUUCCCACUACCUACGUAUAACACCGACACAAUGGAGGGGGGGACAAAUUCGCACCCUCAGAAGUCAUCUCUUCCAAUUAUAUCCAUUAGAGGUGUUGGAGGGACUGGAUGGGGAAAUAGCAAGGCAUGGGAGCAAGCUGUGCUCUGGGAAGGUGAGAGCGUGGAGAGGAUAUUUCCGGUGUGGUUAUCUGACGGUAAAAGAAGCGGGUAUGGAGACAGAUGCCGAUAAGGGAGGACAUGUUCAGUGUGAAUGUGAUACUGUAUCAUUUCCGGAAAAUGGCAAAGGUCCACAUCCUUGUUCACUCACCAUGGGUUCCGUAUCCCUGCUCUCAUCGGAACCUUGAAAACCACCAGAUGGAGUUAACGAUCCACUGGCACCAAAGUUCCUCUAGGCGGCACCCGGGUCGAUGAGUUUUCAGUUGUACCACUCGUCAGCACCCCCACUGGCCAGUUACCCCGUUUCACCCUCUACAAAUAACACAGUGGGGGUACAAGUUGUCACCUAAAACACUAGAACACUGACACAAUGGUGGGGGGUGUUAAGCGCUGACAAACUGCCCCCUCAGGAGUCAAGUCUCCCAAUUAUAUCCAUCACGUGCCCCCUGUUGGGAUUUUAGGUGUUGAGGGGACUGGAUGGAGGGGGGGAGGGGGGCUGUGAAUGAAUGUGGCCUGAGGAAAUAACGAGGCACGGGAGCAAGCUGUGCUCUGGGAAGGUGGUGCGGUGAAGAUAUUUCCAGUGUGAUCAUCUGAGGGUAAGAGAAUAGAGAGGGCAUGUGAGGAUAUUGUGUUCAGUGCUCUCAGCUCUGCCAUACGGGUAUAGAGGCCGAUGACGACAGGGAAGGACAUGUUCAGUGUUAAUGUUAUACUGUAUCAUUUCUGGAAAUAAGCUCACUUUGCACCGCUCCUUCAGUUAAUAGAUUGAAUUUUUAAACUUUCUUCUGGUCUUUCAGCCAUUCUCUUUCUCUGGUGAUGCUACUUCUCAAACUAACAAUUAUCAUUGAAUCUUAUGGGGUCCUGCUAGCUAAUGGUAUAUGCCAGCUUGGAUGUAAAAUUUGCACUGCCAGACUCUGAGAACAGUUGGAAGUACAGGAGAAAGGUAAAAACUCAACUAUUACUCACGUUUUUUCAUGUUCAGACAGUCAUGAAUCAGGGUUGUCCAUGGCUGCUGUUUUUUGCCCCUUUUUUGUUGCAGAAGUAGUCCUUCAUGCCCAGCAUUGAAGGGAAAUCUAGACUUUGAUCAAGGUCAAACAUUUGGAGUGUUCCUUUUCUACACAGAAUAUGAAAGUGGCAACUGGCAAGGACAUUUGGUUUGCCUGCUCGUCUGUGUGACUGUUCAUCUUGACAGACAUUUAGAAGGUCAUUGAGAGGGUUAUUCUUUCAAACACACUUUCCGCUUCAGGGAAGAUUUGAAUGUGAUAAGGAUCACCUUAUUUCUAAGGGUCUAACGAUCACCUUAUCUCUGGUCAUGGACACUCGUUUCACUGUAACACCCACAUGUCAUGUUUUCGUCAUUUUCAUUGUGCCUUUUGUUAUGUCCCCUAGGAGCAAUGCACUUGCUGGUGCAUUAUGUUUUGGAUUAGUAGGAAUUAUUAUGUAACUAUACCUACAUUGUGGUCGCUUGUCGUGUUUUUUGUUUUUACUUUUUUGCUGUAUGCGUGUGCGUGUCUGCCGAUGAGGUACAUAAAAUGAAACGGUGCUGUCAAUGCACUGUUGCAGUUCCUGUGUUCACAAUGUCCUUGAUGGACCUUUCAGCCUAUUUUCUUAUUUUUUCUACUGUAUUAAUGGCUCUGCUUUGAGGUGGUGAUGAAACACUGGGCAACUUUUAUGGCAAUGUUUCUGUUCUGGGAAGCAGCAUGAUUUGGCUACGUAGUUUUCAGAUGGGACUAUUACCGCAAGUUGUUCCUUGCUGGUCUGAAGAUCAUAUUAUUAUUAUAUUAUUAUUGUUGUGUUAUUAUUGCCUAAUAUGACCGGUUAAGUUACCCAAGUGACAUGUUUAUGUAUUGUUUCCAGGCAACGUUGCUCAAAAUGUUGCCCAGUGUUUUUAUCUUUUGAGUUGAGUUAAUUAUCUUACACUUAAACGCACUGUCGAAGUUGCUGGAUUCAGCAAGUUAGUGAAUGCCCUUCAUCUAACUAACAUGUUUUUGUUUGUUUUGAUUUUUUUUUUCUUCAAUACCUGCUAUUUACGGCAUUGCUAUGGAGUUAAUUUGCUUUCUUCUCCCUAACAACCUGUGAGGGGUGUUCAGAGAUAUUAGUAUGGUUAUGAAG
Messenger RNA from Engraulis encrasicolus (European anchovy), 7671 nucleotides. It is a transcript of the gene polr3a, whose product is annotated as polymerase (RNA) III (DNA directed) polypeptide A. The record is from RefSeq and is a predicted model, not a curated record. The transcript has 32 exons. Gene Ontology annotation, biological process: DNA-templated transcription. NCBI's taxonomy places the organism in Eukaryota, Metazoa, Chordata, Actinopteri, Clupeiformes, Engraulidae. Gene Ontology annotation, molecular function: DNA binding. Gene Ontology annotation, cellular component: RNA polymerase III complex. Bases 161 to 4369 code for a protein of 1402 amino acids.